AUGGGGCCUCGGCUGAGUUUGUGGGGCUGCCUGCGCCUCCAUCUCGGGGAAUUCCCCUCCUGCCUAAAAGUCAGCCCUGCCCAGCUCUUCUUCCUGCAGAAGCACAGUGAGCCGAGGCGCCUUCUCAGGCGGCAGCCCCCGCUGCAUAGACCCCGUCAUCUUCUCCUGCCCUUCCCCAGCUGGGAGUGCCGCGAGGGGUGGCCCGGAGGCUACUUAGGGGCCGGCCAGCGGGACGGGACUCUGACGGCCAAUCUGCAGACUCUCUCCGGCCCCCUGACCUCCGGUGGCUGCUGUUUACUUCGCUGGGUCCCACCCCGGCGGCUGCUGGCCAGCCCAGACGGCGCCUCGUGA
This is a messenger RNA of Rangifer tarandus platyrhynchus (Svalbard reindeer), 351 nucleotides long. NCBI's taxonomy places the organism in Eukaryota, Metazoa, Chordata, Mammalia, Artiodactyla, Cervidae. The record is from the annotation of a GenBank genome assembly.